GCCCGAGGAUCAACACAAAACCGCAUUUCAGACCAGGUACGGUUUGUACAAGUUUGUAGUGAUGCCUUUCGGCCUUUGAAAUGCUCCUGGCACGUUUCAGCACGUGAUGAAUUGGAUCUUUCAUGACUACUUGGACAAGUUUGUCAUCGUGUACCUCGAUGACAUACUUAUCUUUAGUAGGAUUGUCGAAGAGCACGUAGCUCAUUUGGACAAAGUCCUUAGUCUCCUUCGACAGCACAAGUUCAAGAUCAACGGUGACAAGUGUGAGUUUGACCGCACCCGUAUCUUGUACUUGGGUCAUGAGAUAUCCGCGGAGGGAUUGAAGCCCGAUGACGCGAAGGUGGCCAGCAUUUGUAACUGGCUGCGUCCUCAGUCUGUGACUGAGAUGAGGUCUUUCUUAGGGAUGACCGGCUACUGCCGUAACUUUGUUAAGAACUAUAGUAUGGUGGCCGCCCCUUUGACUGACCUGACCCGCCUUGACACCCCAUGGGAGUGGACAGACAGAUGUGAGGCUGCUUUCAAACAUCUGAAGCAUGCGUUGACGCAUCAUAAGGUCUUGAAACUUCCCGAUCUUGACAAGCCGUUCAUAGUAACCACGGAUGCCAGCCAAUAUGGCAUUGGUGUCGUGCUAGCGCAGCAGGAGGGGCCAAAGUUGAGGCCAGUCGAGUACAUGUCCAAAAAGAUGCCCUCUCAGAAGUUGGCUAAGUCCACCUAUGAGAAGGAGCUCUACGCGAUUUACAAGGCACUGACCCAUUGGAGACAUUAUCUCCUUGGGAGGCCUUACUUCUCUGGUGCGCUGAUCACUGAGUUCGGGCUUGCGGACGAUGUCACUCCUUCUAUGGGGGAAGUCUAUCGCGAGGAUCCGUUUAUGUAUGAGAUCAUUCGCAGACUCGAGGUGACGGACGAAGUGACUUAUGCCGAGUUUGAGUUGGUCAACGGCUUGCUGUUCCCUGAGAAGGCUGGGAAUAAACGUUUGUGUGUGCCUAAUAGAGAGUCUUUGCGCAGUUUAUUUUUAGGAGAGUGUCAUGACGCCACCAGCCAUUUUGGUUUCAAGAAGACUGCAGCCAAUUUGUUGCAGCGGUUCUGGUGGCCCACGAUGAUGAGAGACGCGAAGCUGUACGUGGAAACUUGUCAAGUCUGUCAAAGGGACAAGCCAUGUACACAGACUACUCUUGGGCUUUUGAAGCCCCUUCCGAUUCCGGAAAGGCCUAGUGAAAGUCUGUCCAUGGACACUAUGGAUACGCUGGUCACCAGCAAGAGUGGAAUACGCUACGUCUAUGUCAUUGUGGAUAGGUUUAGUAAGUACGCUAGGUUAGUCACAAUGCCUACGACAACUAAAACUGAGUAUGUGGUCAAGCUGUUCAAAGAGAACUGGGUCAAAGAUUUCGGACUGCCUAAGUCUAUAAUCAGUGACUGGGAUGUGCAAUUCACCAGUGAACUGUGGAAAGCUGCAGCUGCAGAACAGGGAACGCAGUUGCAAAUGACAUCAGGCAAUCACCAAGAGGCGAAUGGGCAGACAGAGCAGUUGAACCGCGCUGUACAACACUUGCUGAGGCAUUACAUCAAACCAAAUCAGGUAGACUGGGAUGAGAAACUCGCUCUGAUCUCCAGCCUGUACAACAACGCUGUGCACAACGCUAUGGGAGUGAGCCCGAACAGCCUGCUCCUGACUUUCAAGCCUAGACUACCUUUGGACUUCCUACUACCUGAGAAUCAGCCAACCGCUGCACCAGGGACCUUGGAUUUUGCUUAUCGGUAUAAGCACCUGAUGCAGCAGGCCAUUGAGCAAAUGCAUAAAGCCCAGGCGGCGAUGAUAGAAUCAGAGAACAAACACCGUCGCCCAUCUACAUUCCAGGUAGGAGAAAGAGUCUGGGUUAAGUCCUCAGAACUGGGACAGGAGCAUGGGAUCUCCCGCAAGCUCAUGCCACAGUACCAUGGAAGGUUCAAGAUGUCGUUGGGGACGAACCGGAUGGUCCUUCUUAUAUUGGACUUCAUGCAGCACACUCUAGAUCAGAUCUUGGACCUUUUGCAAAGGCCAGGAUUUAGACCAGCAGCACAGUCGUCGUUGCCGUUAACGGCAAUGUCAGGCCCCUUUCCCGUACAAGCUGGCACACAACCAAGUGGCACGUCUGCAGCAGCUGCACAGACUGUUGCUUCUUCUUCUUCGGGUCCAGCGGUGGGUGCUACACCACCGCAACAACCUGUUCCUCAACAGGGACAGCCGCAAGGUCAAUGGUACCCUAAGACCCCAAUGAAACCGCCUCUUGCCUUCUCAGGCGAGAGGAAGGACGAAGAACUCAACACUUGGUUGAGAACAAUUCUGGUUUGGGUGAAGGCGAAGAGGACCUUGCCAGAGGACGAAGUGGUUACUGCUGCAUCUAACCUCGAGGGAGUUGUAGAAAGGGAAGUUGUCCACGCUAUAGAAAUCAUCCCAGGGAGUAAAACCCCAAAGGGAAGGAUCUAUAGGAUGGCUCCCGCCGAGUUAGAUGAACUUCGGCGACAACUGAAAGAGCUGACAGAGAAGGGAUGGAUCCGGCCUAGUACUUCCCCUUACGGAUCUCCAGUACUAUUUCUACCAAAGAAGGGGGGUACAUUGAGGAUGUGCAUUGACUAUAGAGGCCUCAAUGCCAUCACAGUGAAGAACGCAGAGCUUCUACCUCGCAUAGACGACCUACUGGAUAGGGUGCAGGGAUGCAAGUACUAUAGUAAGAUAGACUUGAAAUCCGGCUAUCAUCAGAUCGCUAUAAGACCUGAGGACCAACACAAGACAGCCUUUCAAACUCGAUAUGGUCUGUAUGAGUUUGUAGUGAUGCCCUUUGGUCUUUGCAAUGCGCCGGGAACAUUCCAGCAUGCUAUGAAUCGGAUCUUCCAUGACCAUUUAGAUAAGUUUGUCGUGGCUUACCUUGACGACAUUCUGAUCUUUAGUAAGUCUGCCAAGGAGCAUGCACAGCACGUUGAGACUGUACUUUCACUCCUGCGACAACACAAGUAUAAGGUCAACCUAGAGAAGUGUGAGUUUGGUCGCACUAAGAUAUUAUACUUGGGUCAUGAAGUAUCCGCGGAAGGGAUUAGGCCAGAAGAUGCGAAGGUGGCAACUAUUCGAGACUGGCCACGACCUCAGACUGUCACAGAGGUCACAUCUUUCUUAGGAAUGUGCGGCUACUAUAGGAACUUCGUAAAGAACUAUUCUACGGUCGCCUCUCCUUUGACAGAUCUAAGUCGACUUGACACGUUGUGGGACUGGAGUGAUGAGUGCGAGGGUGCUUUCAAGCGAUUGAAGCAUGCACUCAUGAAUCAUGAAGUUCUCAUGGUUCCCGAUCCUCAGAAGCCGUUCAUAGUGACCACUGACGCAAGCCAAUACGGUAUUGGUGCAGUGCUGGCUCAGCAGGAUGGGAAGAAGUUGAGACCGAUUGAGCACAUGAGCAAGAAAAUGCCAUCGAAGAAAUUGGCAAAGUCCACCUACGAAAGGGAACUCUAUGCUCUCUACAAGGCACUUGUCCAUUGGAGACACUUUCUGUUGGGACGGUUCUUCUACUUGAGAACUGACCAUCAGACGCUCAAAUGAAUCAAGACUCAACCGGCUUUUUCCGAUGCACUCAAGCGUUGGAUUGAGGUCAUAGAUCAAUAUGACUUCAAGCUUGAGUA
Chara braunii is the source of this 3645-nucleotide messenger RNA. The record is from the annotation of a GenBank genome assembly. NCBI's taxonomy places the organism in Eukaryota, Viridiplantae, Streptophyta, Charophyceae, Charales, Characeae.